Molecule: messenger RNA, 1498 nt
Organism: Klebsormidium nitens
Lineage: Eukaryota; Viridiplantae; Streptophyta; Klebsormidiophyceae; Klebsormidiales; Klebsormidiaceae
Source: the annotation of a GenBank genome assembly
CUCGAAAUCGAAUUAAAAUGGCGCAUGGCUUCAGAGAUGCUUUGACAAUUUUGCUCCUUGAGGCACCUUGAUCCUUGCGCUUGCAAUUGGCAGAUCGGCACGAUCAGCAGCAUCGAAGCCGGUGGUUUUCUUGCCUGCCCCUACAUGACCAAAUUCUCUGCUUGGGGGCGAGCAGUCCGGCUGGAGUGAGCUAUGACAUGGGUCAUAGAACCUGGGGUUAAGACUGCGCUGGGAGUGAUAGGAAACAUCACCGCUCUUGGCCUGUUCUUAGCCCCAGUCAAGACCUUUGUGCGCAUCCUGCGCGUGCGCGGGGUGGAGGACUUCUCGUGCCUCCCGUACCUGGUCACUUUCCUCAACUGUUCGCUGUGGACUUUCUAUGGCCUCCCCGUCGUGACCCGCAGUGCCAUCCUGGUGGCCACCAUCAACGCCGUUGGCACCGCUCUUGCCCUCUCCUACUGCCUCAUCUACAUCACGCAUGCCCCGCCCCCGCAGCAGCGGCGCACUGGGGCGCUGCUGGCGGCGGAGGGCCUGGGGCUGGCAGCGGUGGUGCUGAUUGUGCUGCUGGCGUUCCCAUUCCACAUGCGCACCACAGUGGUGGGCAUCGUGGCGGUGGUGGUCACCAUCGGCAUGUACUGCGCACCCCUGGGCAAGUUGCGGCAGGUGGUGCGUGAUCGCAGUGUGGAGUACAUGCCGUUCCUGCUCUCUCUCAACGUCCUCCUCAACGCCACUGCCUGGACUGUCUACGCAGUGUAUGCUCACGACAUUUACGUCCUGAUCCCGAAUGCGCUGGGGGUGUUGCUGGGCACAGCCCAAUUAGUGCUGUAUGCGUGGUACUGCAAAGAACGGCCCGCGCCAGUGGCUGACACUGAGAGCGGAAGGGGCGGGAGUAGCACGCGGGGUGGGGCUGCGCUGCACAAGAACCUGAGCGCCCGGCAGCUGCUGGGCAGGACACUGUCAACAGGAGAGAAAGGAGGGGGGGAAGAGAUCGAAAUAGGAAACGGAUUGGACAGUAAGUAGAAGGUACAAAAGCACGCGGUCAAGACAACAUUUGUCAUCACAAAAGGUACUAUAUACAGGUUAUACUUGUGUCGUUGGAAAUCAACGGCCACCAGCCGAGUGGGCCACGUCCAUAAGGGCAACCCAGCGAGCCUCAAGUGUUUGACAGAGAUCGAGCUACGGAACACGGACGACUGGAGCCUUGCUCUUGUCUGGUGGCCUUUGUGGCAGACAGGCAGAGAUCGGAGCCAGAUCUUGAGGUUUUCAAGCUUCGUAUGGCAUUGGUUUUGACUUGCUGAUUCUGAAUGUCAGGGUUAUUCCUGUCAUAAUGGUUGUUAGACUGCUGAGGCCGGUGAGCAAAACUUUGAGCUUGGGGUGCGACACUGCUGAGCGAUUGGAAAGCUGCGGCCAUCUUCUGAAAUAAGUGAGGCUUAUUAUUGCUGAACGUUACAAGUAUGCAUACCCAGGCAUGUUAACGAGCUUCCUAAGAUAUUUGCGGACG